CACGGAGAAUUUAGAUAAGUGCCAGGUUGUAAACGAAAUGACCUUAACGCUGAACUUGUUUCUAAUUUUCACCUUCUUUGUAAUUUUUACCUACGUCGGGCUAACUUUUGCAAGGCGUGACUUCAUUGUGGAACACAAAAAUUGCACCACAAGAGGGUGCUAUCCAGGAAUCUGGGGUAAUUGCUCGGUCACCAAGUUACCAAAGGGACGGACUAGUCUUUCACUUUCCACCGCAGUAGACCUAACGCUGCCAAAUUUAUUUGCAACAGUUGAACUGUACCUGGUCAAGCCGUCAUCUAAAGAAAAGUAUUUCAUCUUCAAUAGUUCAUUAGCUGACAUUUGUGCGUUGCUAAGAAAUCGCAAACCUGGAAACCUCAUUGAAGUGGUAUUCCAAAUGAUGAAGCGAAAUGCACAGUUGCCGGAAAAGUGUCCAAUAAUGGCAGGUUUCUACUUCAUCAAAGAUUUUGAAGUUGAUCCUGAAAUCCUCCCUCCAUAUACCCCGGAUGCUCAGUUUUUAGCGAAUGUCUUACUUUAUUCGAAGUUCAACGGGAGUAAACCAGCCCUGUUGGGAAUCAUUAUCCAUGAGGGGAUGUUUCGUAGAAAACGGAAGACUGGGACUCUACCUUUUCCAAAGUUCGAAAGUGCUCGCAUCCGCAACUGAAUAAAGAAGCCGAACUUGUGAUACAACUAUUACCCGGAAUGGUAGUGGUUUUGUUAGUUCUUCUGUAAAACUUGUUUGCUUGUGAUAAUAAUAACAGAAAGCUUUACUUUUUUUAA
This is a messenger RNA of Hermetia illucens (black soldier fly), 777 nucleotides long. RefSeq lists its product as uncharacterized. The coding region runs from base 38 to 661 and encodes 207 amino acids. The transcript is spliced from 3 exons. The record is from RefSeq and is a predicted model, not a curated record. NCBI's taxonomy places the organism in Eukaryota, Metazoa, Arthropoda, Insecta, Diptera, Stratiomyidae.